AUGGGUCUGGCCUUCUCUGUACCACGCGGUAUGAUGAUCCCGCCAAGCCUUCAAAACAUGCUGAAGGAGGCUGGGGCCUGGCCGGCGCCCCAUGGAAACCUCUUGAGCUGGACGGCUCAGGGCGUGUUCCUGCUGAACACUGUGCUGACCGUGGUGGAGGGCCAGGCGAACUCCCACAAGAAUCUCGGCUGGGAGCGCUUCACGGAUGCGGCGAUCCGGACCAUCGAUCGUGAGCUAAGUGGGGUUAUCUUCCUGCUUUGGGGCAAAGAUGCCCAGAGCAAAGCAAAGCUCGUCGACUCCUCGCGGCACACCGUGCUCAUUGCAGGCCAUCCAUCGCCACUGUCCUACGAGAAGCACUUCAAAGGAUGUGACCAUUUCCGGAAGGUGAAUGC
Symbiodinium necroappetens is the source of this 392-nucleotide messenger RNA. Lineage: Eukaryota; Dinophyceae; Suessiales; Symbiodiniaceae. The record is from the annotation of a GenBank genome assembly.